UGUUAAAAAUUUCGGAAGCAAUAUGGCUGUAUAAAACGUCAAAUAUUAUAACUCAUUUUAUAGGUAUACAUUUUUUAUUAAAAUACAAUUUGUUUCUUUUUUAUUUCACCACCGUUUUGUGUUGUUGUUUGUAUAGUGUUAGUGUUAGUUGUCUUAUUUUUAAAGAAGUAUUUUUUCUAACACAAUUUUGUAUAUUUUAUAUACAUAAUUUGUGCCCAACCCAAUUUGGCACUGGUUGCCAACCGUAUAUUGUAUUCUUUUUUAAUUUUUCAUCCAUCCUAAUCGCGUCCCGUGCGCUUCGUAUACUACUGUGAUGACUAUUUUCCGAUCGGUUCGUCCAUUGACGAAUCUUGACUGAUACGACAUGUCCGCUUGGUUAACAUCGUCAACUACCGAAAUACCGAGGUACGGCGUUAACGUAGCAUCGCACAAACGAUCACUACGAGCAUGAACAACAAUCGAGGCCGAGCGAUGUAUCCAAAUCAUAAUAGUUAUCAAACGGUCUCAAAUCCUGGGUUUUUACAACGUGCUCCACGGCAUUAUGUGAAUCAAGGUUCACAUAACAGUAGUGAUAUGAAAAAUAAUCAUAUGCCCAAUUUAACCCAUGGUCAAAUCCAAAUGGUAUCCACACAUAUUCCUCAAAGGCAGCAAGCUGCUCUCCCCCACCAUAUAAGACCAAAUGCACCACGUAAUUUACCAAGAGGACCCUUCCAGUAUCAGUUAUGCUUGCCGAGUAAUAUGGCAUACCAAGGAAGUAGUAACCAUACAUAUUAUCAACAUGCUUCUACAUUUGCUCCCCAGGCUUCACAAACUCUACUCUUGCCAUUUAUACCAAAUUACUCUGCGAAUCAAGGUAUAUAUUAUCCUACGACACCCCAAAGACCUUUUCCACAGAUGACUGCUAAUCUAUCUCAAGGGGGACCACAGAAUACCACUGUAGCAAAUAUGAGUAAUGCUCAAAGUUCUCAUGGACCAUCUCUCAUUGUACAGUCUCAACCAAUGGAAAUGUCUACCAAUUCACAACCUUUACAAGUAACGCAACAACCAUCAACUACACCUAUGCAAAUAUCAGAACCUAGACAGCCACGAAGAAAAACUGCUGCCAUUAAAAUAAUUGAUCCUAAUACAGGUCAUGAAGUUGUCGUAAAUAAUCCAUCACAAGCACCAAGUGCUGAUGAAUUGGAAAAAAUGAAAGUUCAAAGCCAAUUUCAAAGUCAAGUACAAAGUGCUGUAAAAAAAGAAGAAAUUAAACCAUCUGAUAGUAAUGAGAACAAUGAAGGAGGAGAAAAAGUUAAAAACGAAUUUCAAUCACGAGUAAAAAAAUUGGUAGAUGAAACAAUUUCAAUACCCUCUAAAGCCAUAGAAGUGGAUGGAGCUCAAAUACAUGAACCCGAACCAUUAAUUACUUCAGUUGAAGAAAUAAAUGUCAUUAAUUCAAAUAUUGAAGUUCCAAUUACAAAUAUUGAUUUAGUUCCAACUGUUAGCUUAACUAUUAAAUCUGAAGAAGUUUUGGAAGUUAAUGAUAGCGAUAAGGAAAUUUUAGCAAAUUCCAUACCAAGUUCUACCCCAGCCCUUGAUGAACCAAUACAAAAUAUUGAGGUAUCUAAUAUUUUAGAAGAAAAUCAUCAGAGUAAUCACCCUAAAAAAGUGGUAGAAGAAGAAUCUAAACCAGUUAAAACUAAAAAGAAUAAGACCAAGAAGAAGAAAGAUCAACAGAAGAAUUUGCUAAAAUCAGAUACCAAUGAUAUAAUUAAAACUGAUAAUACAAUUGAAGCUAUUGAGCCUGUUAAUGAAACAAAUAUUCUAGAAAAUAAAGAAAAUGAAAUUGAUAAUCAUAAUUCUAAAACCGAAGAAGAAGAAAGUAUUAUUCCAAAACCCGAAGAAUUAUUACAACAAUCUCAAGAAACUCAAGAUAGUGGUAUAUUACAAGAACCAGUUGAACCAGUUGUUGCAACUCCCAAGUUACCUAGUUAUUUAGAAAAAUUACCAUAUGCUGAAGGACAAUGGAGUUACACAAAUCAAACUGGAAAGAAAGUUUAUUCAAAAGCAUUUUUAACACAACUGGGAAGUGAAACUGUUUGCCAAAAGAAACCUGAUGUAUUGAGUAGUUGGGUUCAUAUUACUAAAUCACUUAAUUCACCUUCAUAUGGUUCAUCAGGAGGUACAGUGCCUCAUUUACCAAGGUCUCAAAGUGCAAGUGCAUCAGGAUUUUUGCCAUCAUAUUUUAAACUUGGAAAUAGUCAACGUGGUGGUAUGCCUAUAAUGCAACCAGGAGCUAAACGUAAUAGUAGCCAAGGAAAAACUGCUAGUAAAUCUGCUAAACCAAACACUAUACAUAUGUCUCUUUCCUUAAGAGAAGAAGUAAAAUUGAAUCAGACUGAGAAUGCUUGGGUUCCCACAGCUGUUAUAAAAGCCACAAAAGCUGAUGUGGGUAAAAAUAAAAAUGAAGAUGAGUUAAAAACUGAGGACGUAAAUAAAAAUGUUCGAUCAAUAUUAAACAAAAUUACUCCAGAUAACAUGAUUCCAUUAACUGAACGUUUCAAGGCAUUGCCUAUUGAUACAUAUGAUCGGUUAGAAAAAACUAUUGACUUAGUUUUUGAAAAGGCAAUAGAAGAACAAAGUUUUGCUCCUCUUUAUGCAUCAUUAUGUUCUGCUAUGCAGACUGUACAAGUAAUUUCUGAAGGUGAUAAACCAAUAUCAUUUAAGAAGCUUAUUAUCAGUAAAUGUCAAAGCCUAUUCGAAUUGGACAAGGCUCAAGAAAUGGAUUCUGCUAAGAAACUCUCUGAAAUUAAUUCUUGCAAAGAUCCAGAAAAGAAAAAAGAAUUACAAUUGGAAUAUGAGGAAAAUGAAAGAAGAUUACGUAAACGUUCUGUAGGAAAUUGCCGAUUUAUUGGUGAAUUAUUUAAACAAAAAAUUCUUACUCCACAUAUUAUGUUGUAUUGUGUUGUGAACUUAGUCACCAAACAUGUAGAAGAACCUCUGGAAUGUUUGUGCAAUUUGUUAAGGACUGUUGGAAAAGAAUUAGAACAAACAUAUGACUUAAAUGAUACUUUUGCUAAGCUUAAAGCUUUAACGUCUAAAGAUAUGAAAAAUAAGAUUCCAUCCAGAAUAAAGUUUAUGAUUCAAGAUGUUAUAGAUUUAAGAAGAGAUAAGUGGGUUCCAAGACGUAAUGAUAGUAAACCUAAAUUAAUUAAUGAAAUUGCAAAUGAUGCCAAAAAUGAAGCAAUGGAACAAUCAGUGGCAUUAUCGUCAUACAAUAGACAAGAUAAACGAGAGCAUCACCGUGGUGAUGAUAAUAAAUUUAGAGGUGGUGAUAAUAAAAGUCGCCGUGGGAAUGAUAGUGAAUGGAACAUUGUUCAGAAUACUGCUAAAUUUAAGCAACCAAAUUAUAUCAUAGAUCAAUCUAAACUACAAGGUUUUAAGGAAUCAUCAUCUGUUACUACUUUGGGCCCUUCGAAUAAAUGGUCAUUUUCUUCCAAUUCUAUCGGAGGAAAAGGUAGUAAUUCAUUUACGAGUAGCAAUACAUUUGCUGUUCUCAAUGAUGACAGAAAGUCGUCAACUACAUCACAAAUUAUGUCAAGUAAAAGUAAUUCUAGAAAACCAGUUAUAUCUGAAUCUGAAGAAAGAGAACGGAUGAUGUCUGGUAUAGCAAGUAUGAUGCCUCAAUUUGCUCAAACUAGCCCAUCACUAAAUUCUAUUACUUCAACAAAUACUUCUAAAGAAGCAACUGAAGAACUUGAAGAAGAAUUAAAUGAAGUGGCCAAACAAAUAAACUUGAAAUGCAAUAACAUUAUACAAGAAUAUGAGCAAUUACAUAAUUUAGAUGAUAUAAUUUAUUCACUGACUGAAGACCAAAAAUCAGUAAUUCUCACUAGGCAUGAUGAAUUUGUCAAAUCAAUGGUAUUAAUAACCCUAGAGAGUAAUCCAAAUAGCCGUACUACAAUAGCUGGGAAAAUAUUUGCUGAAUUGUUAUCUAAAAAAAUUUUAUCUAUGGCAGUUAUUACUCAAGGAAUUGAUGCUGUCCUUAAGGAUUGGAAUGACUAUUUGAUGGAUUAUCCUCAAUUCUUUUCCUAUAUUGCUGCCAUUAUUACUCCACUAUUAGUAUCAAAGUCUGCAUCAUUUGAAUUUAUUAAUUUAAAAGAUGCUUGUACUUCUAUACGACCCGAUAACUCUAGUAUAUUAUUUACUGAAGUAUUACAAAAAAUUUUGAGCUCCAAGGAAACUCAAAACAUUAAGGAAGAUGGAGGAAUUUUAUGGAUAUAUAAUAAAUGGAGGAUGUCAGAAUAUGUUCCUCUUGACGUUUUUAUGCCUAAUAACCAAAUAAAUAAAUAUUUUAAAAAUGAUCGAAUUGGAGUAUUUCUCUUAUCUGUAGCUAUGUAUGAUAAAAUGAGGCUGACUGAUAACAAACAAUUAUAUGAUAUAAUGCAUAAUUGGAUAAGAACCAAUAUCAAUGCAGAAAUAAUUAAAUGUCCUCAGUUUGUACGAGCAUUAACUAUUGCUAUUGUAAUUGUAUGCUUAAAACCUAAUCAUUCGUACGAAGAUUUCUUUGAUCAUGUUCAUGUGAAGUUGUUGACCUGUUAUAUAAGAUCAGAACCACUUCCAGAACCUGAAAUUCAGGCACGAGAAGUGCAAUGUCUGUAUGGAAUUCAAAUUAUGUCUGCUGCACUUGAACACCCUGGAGGUAUGGUAUUAAAACUCUUCCAUAAGCUUUAUCAGGACAGUGUUAUUAGUAAAGAAUCAUUUGAUCUAUGGAAAAAAGAAGAAGAAUUCAAAGUUGGAUUCGAUGAAGACUUGGAAACUAAAACUAUGGCAGUUGUAGUUUUGAACUCAUUCUUCCUUUCGCUUCAAACAAAUGAUUCUGAUGAAGAGGAAACAGCUGACCAAUAGUGACAUACACACUAUUUGUGGUUGUCAAUUCAUCAAUCGAUAUAAAAUUCUUCUAUUUUUUUUUAUUUUAUUGUAGAUACCAUGUUAUAAAAAUUAUAAAUAAGAAAAAAAUUCUAAAUAA
Molecule: messenger RNA, 5008 nt
Organism: Sipha flava (yellow sugarcane aphid)
Lineage: Eukaryota; Metazoa; Arthropoda; Insecta; Hemiptera; Aphididae
Product: eukaryotic translation initiation factor 4 gamma 3-like
Exons: 31
Coding region: 448-4887 (1479 amino acids)
Cellular component (GO): eukaryotic translation initiation factor 4F complex
Molecular function (GO): protein binding; translation initiation factor activity; mRNA binding
Source: RefSeq, a predicted model, not a curated record